AUGACGAAAAGUCCAAAGAAAAAUGUUGCAAAUAAACCUCCAAUAAAACCUGCUGCAGCAACCAAAAAAUCUCUAAAGAAACCUGUUGGAGAUAAAAAGAAACCUCCAAAUACAAAGAAACCUCAAAGGGAAGAUCCUGUAGGAAAAAAAGCUUCUGCAACAAAGGAAGCUCCUAAAGCAAAGAAGAUAUCUCCAAAGAAACCUGCAGAUUCAAAGAAAUAUUUAAUUAAAGGUGCUAAACUUCAAAGGAUUUCAAAAAAGCAAAUAUUAAUAAAGAGAAAGCUUAAGGAACUUCAACCUUCAAAAGGUUUAUAA
Chenopodium quinoa (quinoa) is the source of this 315-nucleotide messenger RNA. Its product is annotated as histone H1-like. Lineage: Eukaryota; Viridiplantae; Streptophyta; Magnoliopsida; Caryophyllales; Amaranthaceae. The transcript is spliced from 2 exons. Bases 1 to 315 code for a protein of 104 amino acids. The record is from RefSeq and is a predicted model, not a curated record.